UUGCCUUGCAGAGGCAGAAAGGCCUCGCUUCCAUUCACAGAAACAUUGGUAUGCCAGCCUGCUAUUUCAUUCACAUAAAAGACUAAAUAUUGCAUGAUUUUAUUUUUUUUGCUGUCUGCCCUUUUUUCUCCUUUGUCUUUUCGCCGCCUCUUUUGAUUUGCGAGGGCUCGUUCUUCUUCUUCCUUGCUUCUGUGUUUGCCUUUGUUUCUGAGGAGAGAAGGCAGACGUGCGGUCUUUUUUUUCUUUCUUUUUUUCUAUAUUUGUCAGGCAGGAAAGAGAGAUGUUGGGAGGGACUGCAGUGCGAAAUCUGCAGCAGAGUGAGAGCGGAAGCUGCUUAUGAAUGAGUGUCAGUCUUUCAGCUUUGCUAUAUGCUCCUGAGGACAUUUUACAUGAAUGGUGUCUUGCCGCCUGCUUUCCGCUACCGGGGAGACAAAGAUGCUCCGUUGCUGCUGAUGCUGAUGCUGAUGCUGAUGCUGAUGCUGAUGCUGAUGCUGAUGCUGAUGCUGAUGUUGAUGCUGCUGAUGCUGCUGAUGCUGCUGCUGUUGUUGCUGCUGGGCUUUUUCUCUGUUAUCCUUUCGGUUGUUUCGUUGACUCAUCUGCCUGCGUCGUUCAUACUGUGUCAUUUUAGUUUGUUCCAUUCACGUUGUUCAGCCAGGAGCGACAACUGGAUAUUUUAGACAAGCUGUGAAUCUGUACCUGCUUCCCUUUUAGCGGAACUGAAUUUUCUUUCCUUUUUCUUGCUGAUGGAGAAUUAUUGCUACACAUUAGAUAGAUGCAGUUCAAUCAGUCUUGACAUGCCUUUAUUUUUUAAAUUUAGCAUUAAUUGCUGAUUCAAAAUAUUUUGCACAGAAACAAUUAUUCUAAGUGUUUUAUCUAGCCAUUGGUUUUCUGAAAGUACAAACCUGAGAACCAGGAGUGAUGUCUACCUAUGUUCUGCAGCUAUUGUAAAUUAACAUAGACAGUAUAUUCAUUAUGUUACGAAUUUCCUGUAAUGCUAGAAUAUCACUUGUGUCGCUUCUUUCAACGAUUUAUAGAGGGGGUUUUUAAAACACCCUCACAUCUUUAUGACCAACUGAAAUAGAUUUUAUUCUUGAAUCAAAGAAGUCUUCUAUUUUUGUUGAAGUGGAGUUUUUUCUGGCACUGGGAUUUCAGCAGUCAGUUAAACGGAUGAUGAAUGUCAUCACUUAAUAUAUCAUACAUUCUGUGAUUAGUUCAUUGUUCCUCAUCCACCUAUCACAGCUUUCAUCAGUUCAUUUAUCCAUUUUAUGGAUAGAAAUUGUUAGAAAGACAUGAAUUUGUGCCAGUUAUUAUGAAUAUAUAUUUUUUAACAAUGUUAAAUAAGCAAGCUACCUCUCAUCUAAUCGUUUCCCGUUCUCGGAAAAACAAAUGAGGGGGAAAGAAUUACAGCAGAUUAAUAUCAGACUGGGGAAUUUAAAAAUUGAUUGGUUCUAGUGUGCUGUAAGUGGGAGUUUUUUUUUUCUCCUCCCUCCAACAGGAAGUGAUUUGCAGUGUUCAGCAAGCCUUUUGUUGAGAAGGUUUUCUCAGAUCAGUGAGUCAUGCUUUUGCUCUGAGCCGGCAGGCAGGCAGGCAGGCAGCAGGCAGUAGAGAGUAUUUUCUCUUCCCUCGCAGUAUCCGUGAUCAGCGGCAACAUAGAUCUUUCUCUGUUCUCUCACUUUUUGGCUAGAAAUCAGCAGCAGCAGUAGCAGCAUCACCACUGGAAACUAAACAAGCUGCAUCAGAACUCUGGCAGCCUUUUAGAGCCCCCCCCCCCCCCCCCCUUCAUCCUUUUCCUCCUCUGCUUCAGUGUUGUGUUUUCAUGGAUUGUGUCUGUAGAUUUCUCUCUUGCGGAUUGGAUCGCAGCUCUGGAUUUUACUGAGAGCAGAUUGGACUUUGGUGGCAGCAGCAGCAGCAGCAGCAGCAGCAGCAGCAGACCAACACAACCGCCACUGUAACCUCAGAAGAGAAAAUUACAGUCAGGUGGCCUGCGAUUUGCUAAAAGGCGUUUGCUGCCUGUGCUGCUGCUGCUAUGUUACAGGAGAGGGUAAUCAGUGCGGCUCAGCCACGUCUGCCAGCACACUUGUGAAAGAGGCAGGCUGUGCGUGUCGGUUGGUGGAGAGUGGGGAGAGAGCAAGAGAGAGAAGGGCAUGCUUCACCGUACCAAAUACAACCGCUUCAGGAAUGAGUCAGUGACAUCCGUCGAUGAGCUUCUCCACGGCCUGUCCAUGAAUCCCAAGGUCUCGGCUACCCCCCAGUCUGCAGCCGAGACAUCGUACACUCCUCCGACUGACGUCCAGCCCUCCUCCACCACCGCCACUGCUUCCAGCACCCCCACCGGCCACGGGUCUGACCACCUGGAAGAUGGAGGCACCACCCUCUGCACCCUCAUCAACAAGGUGUCCAGCCUGAAAUUCAGCAACUCGGGCAGCCUGCUGGGCAUCAAGGGUCUGCCCUCGGCCGUCAAGGACCUGGCUGUGUCGAAGCUGCAGGGGGGUGGGGGGUCGGGCCCGGCCGGCUCCAGUGGCCCGAGCCCCUGUGCGGCAGCAACAGCGGCGGCGGCAGCCUCUGGUGUGGGCUUCUCUCAGUGCAGCUCGGCCUCCCACUCAACCCCCUGCUCGCAGCUGGAGACAGCCGCCAGCAUGAGCAAGAAGAGCAGGCUGGAUGAGCUCCCGCCCGGUGGAGAGGAAUGGAAUCCGGGUGGAGGUGGUGGACUGGUGAGCAAACCCUCCAGAGGAUGGCUACACUCGAGCGAGAAGAUCUCUGGUCCAGGAGUGACAUACAUAGUGAAGUACCUGGGCUGUAUAGAAGUUCUUCGAUCAAUGAGAUCCCUGGACUUCACCACAAGGUCACAAAUAACAAGGGAAGCCAUCAGCCUGGUGUGUGAAGCUGUUCCUGGGACCAAAGGAGCUCUGCGGAAGAGAAAGCCGCCGUCCAAAGCUCUGUCCAGUAUCCUGGGCAAGAGCAACCUGCAGUUCGCUGGCAUGUCCAUCAACCUAAACAUUUCCACCAGUAGCCUCAACCUGAUGACCCCUGACUGCAAACAGAUCAUAGCCAACCAUCACAUGCAGUCCAUCUCCUUUGCAUCGGGUGGAGACCCUGACACGACAGAUUAUGUUGCCUAUGUAGCCAAGGACCCUGUUAACAGAAGAGCGUGUCACAUACUGGAGUGCUCUGACGGUCUGGCCCAGGACGUCAUCGGCACCAUCGGCCAAGCCUUUGACCUUCGCUUUCAGCAGUACCUGCAGUGUCCCUCCAGCAAGCUGUCCUCCACACCACAUGACAGGGUAUUAAACGUGGAGGAGUUACCAUGGACAGAAGAAGAGGAGGAGUCAGCAGAACAUCCUUAUUAUAACAACAUCCCCGGCAAGAUGCCACCGCCUGGAGGCUUCAUCGACACCCGGCUGACCAAUCAGAAUGCAGCACAGGAUGGUUGCCAGAUUGGCCCAGGUUCAGUAGAUCAGACAUAUUAUCAGGGGAGGCACUGUAGAGAAAACUGGGGCGAUGAAAGAAAGCCCAUAUUCAUACAACAGGGAUCGUUUGAUAUAAGCAGUCUGUCCGACAGUAAAGGUCAGGCACCGAAAACAGCAGAGAUGCCCAUGUAUGUGAACACCCAGCAGAUCGAUGCCCAGGUACUCGCAGCACUCCAGGCAGAGGCGGAGCAUGUGACAAAGGGGAUGGCAGCUGCAGCCAAAGAGAGCCCACAGAAGGACCUGUUUGACAUGAAGCCCUUUGAGGAUGCAAUUCAGUCGCAGUCCCAUCCGCCGUGCCAUGGCCAAGCCCAGUCCCAGAUGUCUGGUCUUCACAAGGCUGCGUCCGUGGACAGCUCGAGCCCUCUGCUUGUGCGUUCUCUGGCCUUCCGGGCGCAGGAGGAGCUGGAGGGCCAGACGUGGUACCACGGCAAAAUGAGCCGCCGUGACGCCGAAAAACUGCUGAAGGAAGACGGGGACUUCCUUGUUCGCAAGAGCACUACCAACCCCGGGUCCUAUGUACUGACGGGCAUGCACAAUGGACUUGCCAAACACCUACUACUGGUGGACCCUGAGGGCACGGUACGGACAAAAGAUCAUGUAUUUGACAGCAUUAGCCACCUUAUUGGCCAUCACCGUGACAACAAUCUGCCUAUUGUGUCAGCUGGGAGUGAACUGUGUCUCCUGCAGCCCGUUGGAAGGAAACAGUGAUGCUCGUAAUGCCUAAUGGUAAAACAGGAAGCUCUGAACAGUCUCUCUCCUACAUCCUGAAACUUGAAGAUGAAACAUGAACAGAAGAUGCUUAAAGGCUCUAUACGCGGUGACAGUGUUUUGGGGAAAAAAUUGGCCCACAGUUACUCUACUGGAGGCUCUGGAAGACGCAACAUUUGUUUAAGAUUAAAAAAAAAAUAUUUAUAGAACUGUUAUAAUUUUGUUGUGAUGACUGAAAUGCUAUAUUUUUUGAGAAGACAUAGGUGCAUUUGGACAUACUAUCUUGAUUUGGUGUUUUAAAAGAUAAAAAAAGACAGUUGUUCUUGUAGUUUAAAAGAAGUUCAAAUCAAACCUCAAAGAGGUGUUGACAAGAGUAUUUUAGAAUAAAAACCUGAAAUUUUAGUUUUGUCUGUCAAGCACAACCAUAUUUCUACAGGAACUGUUGACUGAGAUGUCAGAAACAAAAGCAGUUUGGACAACAAAUGCAGUUUAUAAUGAAUAACUCUAGAGAAAAAAAUAGUCCUUUAAUCUCACCAAUAGUGUGACAACUCACUCAAUUAGUCACUAUAUGAAAUCUGCUUUUAUUGGGGAUUAGAACUGAAUGUGUUUUGCUUUGCAGUAGUCACAAAGUGUUGGGGUGCAAACAUCCUUCAUAUAGUGCUGUCAAUGGCUUUAAAGAUAACCUUUUUUUUUAUAAAGUAUUUUCUUGUGUCACAGUCGCAUGACUUAAAAUCAACUGUUCUUGUGGACAUUGUUCGUAGACCUCGAGACCCCUUUACUUGAAAGAGGUGCUUGUGUAUGCUGACACUGUAAAAUAUUAAUGCUUUACGACUAGGGAUUAUUUCUGGAUUGUUUUUUUUCUCUGGAUUCUUCUUUUAGGUGUGUAGUCAAUGAUUUGUUUUGGGGGCUUGAGUCAUGCAAUUGAUAUUCACACAUUCUUAAUUGACAUUCCCUGCUUUUUGUGAACUUUUAAAGGUACUAUAUGUAACCCCUCAGAAAAUUCAUUGUUAUUAAUGAUCCCGGAGGCCAUCAGGUGAACUGCACCCUGUUGCUUGCACUCCAUGGCUAGGGGCGAGUGAGUAGACAUGAGGCUGAACGUGAUUGAUUGGCAUCAUGUCUAAAUGAGGUGAUAAGUGACACUGCUAUAGUUUGACUUUAAUCUCUAUUUAAGUCUGUAGUCGACUGUCAUCGUAAACUUGCUCACCAGCAUAAAACAGGCCAGGGACAUUCAACAAGACCAUUCUUGGAUUUGAAAGUCGUUAGUUGGCGUCAUGGGACUCCAUUUCUGAGCUAACGUUAACUAGUGUUGCACGCUGCUGGCACUGUAGGGGAGUGGAGGAGAGGCAUUAAGGUAAGGUGCUCAAGAGCAGACAUUAUCACAGACUUUGGACUUUCGCCGAAAGUGUGAGUUUUGCAUUAAAAAUGAAUCCACUGGAUGUUAUAGGCAUCCAAAAAAAAUAUUAAUACAUGUUACCUGCUCCACAUUCUUACAAAUAGUACCUUUCAAAAUAUUAUUUGUAUUAUUAUUCGAAUGAUCACAAAUGAAUAGCACAAUAACAAAGUUUGAUCAGUUAGAUUGUCUGUCAGUAGUAAAUGAAUUACUAAUGUGAUGACAUGUAAUUUCACACUUUAUAUACUCACGAGGCUUAAUUAGACAAAGUUGUGCGCUCGACGCAGAAUGCUCAAUAUGGCGGAUAUGAAACAAAAAUAUUCUUUCAGUGUGAUGAUGUGUUAUGGCAAGAUCACGUUAUUGCCACUAGAUGUCACCACAGGAAUGCUUGUCUACCCCAGUCACUCACUUUCAGUUCCCUUCGUGUAUCACUUAUUAGGAUGCUCUCUGGAUAUGUAUUGCUUGGGAAAAUGCCAGUUUUCAACCUUCGUUGAAUGACAGGUCAUAGUUAAUUUGCAUUUUGCAAUCCAAGGUACACAAUCGUUCCUCAGAACAGUUUAUAGUAUUUACGUUUACAGACUGUUUUUGUAGAGUGGGAUUCUAAAUUUUGGAAAAGGCUUAUAGAUACAGUACACAAGCAGCUCUGGCAACAGACUUUUUAAAUGCUAUCAUCCUCACAUACUUUUGUCAGAACUCUGAUGGAUACCAAAUGAAUGGGGCAUUGUAUUUGAUAUGCACUGGACCACUUGAAUUGAACCAGAAUCAGCAUGUGUUCAAUGAGUUUGACAAGACAGAUGCAAUGUAAUAUAACGUGCCUGUAUUUUGCUGCAAGAGGGAGUGUUAAGUACAUGCAUCUCACAACAACACGCAUUAAGCAAAUAGCAGUAUUGGGAACAUUAUUCUUUUCUUUUUUUAAAUUACCACUUUUGGUUAAAGCCAAUUGAUCAACUCCUCAUGAUUCCUUUGAGAGAAAGCCUCACAUAUUGGUAUUUUUGAGGGAAAGGUAAGAAGAAAGGAUACAAAGGAUCAUUGAGGGGUUUCUUUCUCUUUUCCUGAUGGUUAUCUGCCAUCAGCUUUGAAUUUGUUUGAUUUUUGUGACAUCAUUUCAUCAAAUCUAAUAUCUUGGGAGAUGGAAUAAUGCACCAAAUUUAAAAGAAAAAGCACCCUGCUAAUAUAAUCCAUUAUUUUGAGAUCAAUUGUUUCUAAAAAGCAAAUUUGCAGAAUCACCUCAGCAAAAAUGAUGUGCAAUGUUUUGAACACAGUACAUAUAUAUAUAUGCACACACACACACAGAGCAGGAACAACUCCAUAUUUAAAUCUCCCUGAUAACACGGUGAUUAGCUGUGCGGCAUAAAGAAAUUGUACAACCAAACACGCUGGGACACAAAUAAGAACAUGGCUUCUUUCCAGAUUUCUGUUGAUGAAAAUGUGCCUUUUAUUUGUACAAAUGGUGUUUUUAUUUCUGUUUCUCUCUCUCUCUCUUCAAAGUGCAAUAGCUGAUCUAUGGGGCAUGCCUGUUCACUGGAGGUUGUGUUUGUGCCCUGCUGAGUGUUGCUGCUUGAGACUACUGUUUCUUCUCUCGUCUCUUUAUCUCCCUCCCUCUCUAUUAUAUAUUAUAAAUGUAUCAUUUCCAGAUUCUGAGUAUAAAUCUUUGUCAGAGGAAAUCACACAGAAAUUCACUAUUUUGGAACAGGUAGAAAAAAAAAACUGAAAUAAAAACAGAGAAACGAGUCCAAAUGAUGUUUACAGAUUUAAUCUUUUGGUUGUGUGGAUUCAUCAUUAUUCUGUAUGACUGUUGGCAAUAAAACCGUGAAUGUGUAGAA
Messenger RNA from Scophthalmus maximus (turbot), 7388 nucleotides. It is a transcript of the gene shc3, whose product is annotated as SHC (Src homology 2 domain containing) transforming protein 3. Gene Ontology annotation, molecular function: receptor tyrosine kinase binding. Gene Ontology annotation, cellular component: plasma membrane. Gene Ontology annotation, biological process: cell surface receptor protein tyrosine kinase signaling pathway; intracellular signal transduction. The coding region runs from base 2145 to 4175 and encodes 676 amino acids. The record is from RefSeq and is a predicted model, not a curated record. Lineage: Eukaryota; Metazoa; Chordata; Actinopteri; Pleuronectiformes; Scophthalmidae. The transcript has 12 exons.